GAGGAGGCUGCAGCGGGGGCUGGCGCCGGAGUCCGGGAUUCGACCCGCCGUGCCGAUCCAGGGCUGGACCAGCGACGGCCCGGGCGCCCCAGGCUCUGCGCGCGCGCCCGCGGCUCAGGGUACCCCAGGCCGAGGCGCCGACAACUCCUGGAGGCCCGUGGGUGGGCGGAGGGAGUCCAGAAGGGCGCGGGCGCCCUGUGCGUGGAGUGGCGGAGGGGGCCGGGACGCCAUGUCCAUGGAGGACCCCUUCUUUGUGGUGAAAGGAGAGGUACAGAAAGCAGUCAACACUGCCCAGGGAUUGUUUCAGAGAUGGACAGAGCUUCUGCAGGACCCCUCUGCAGCAACCAGGGAAGAGAUCGACUGGACCACCAACGAGCUGAGAAACAACCUCCGGAGCAUAGAGUGGGAUCUGGAGGACCUUGACGAGACCAUCAGCAUAGUUGAAGCAAAUCCUAGAAAAUUCAACCUUGAUGCUACCGAGUUGAGUAUAAGAAAAGCCUUCAUUACAAGUACUCGGCAAGUUGUCAGGGACAUGAAGGAUCAGAUGUCAACUUCAUCUGUGCAGGCGUUAGCUGAAAGGAAAAAUAGGCAGGCACUGCUAGGAGACAGUGGCAGCCAGACCUGGAGCACAGGAACCACAGAUCAGUACGGGCGCCUGGAUCGAGAGCUGCACUUAGCCAAUUCCCACUUCAUCGAGGAGCAGCAGGCGCAGCAGCAGUUGAUUGUGGAACAGCAGGAUGAGCAGUUGGAGCUGGUCUCUGGCAGCAUCGGGGUGCUGAAGAACAUGUCCCAGCGCAUUGGAGGGGAGCUGGAGGAACAGGCAGUCAUGUUGGAUGAUUUCUCUCACGAGUUGGAGAGCACUCAGUCUCGGCUAGACAAUGUGAUGAAGAAACUUGCAAAAGUGUCUCACAUGACCAGUGAUCGGCGCCAGUGGUGUGCCAUCGCUGUCCUCUUCGCCAUCCUGCUGGUCGUGCUGAUCCUCUUCUUGGUGCUGUGAUGGUGGCGCCCGUGGCCCAGGUUCCUCCUGCUUGGGAGCCGGGGCAGGGGCAGUGCCCUGGGCACACACUCCUCCCGACUCCACCGCCAGACGCCCCUCCCUUCCGCGCUGGCAGGACUGGCGAGAAGAGGAAGAGGGACUGCACUCCUGUCGGACGACACCCCUGCUGCCCGUCCUGUUUGGGGGCCACUAGCCACUGCUUUGCCUUGCUGGACCCCACUCCCUGAGGAGGGACUGAGUUGCCGGGAAGGGUCGGCAGAGCCCGUUUCGCCCGUCUCUGGCAGCUCCUUCCUUCUGCUGUCCAUCAAAAGAUCCCUGUCGAGGAGGUGGCCUGGGCGGGCUGUUUCUCAUCGCUAGAGCACUUCUCACUCCCCGAGAGCUGGUUGUUGACGAGGACAGAAGGCUCAGAAGCAGUUUGUGACUGCAAAUGCCGUGUUUCAUUUUUCAGGGAUCAGAGCUGAGAUAAAAUUGCUUUUCCAGGUGCUUUUUUUGUGUGGUGGGAAAACUAAUGGAAACAGUGAGACACCCUGAGGCUUGGGGUUGCUAACAGCCUUUGGCUUUAAUGGACAAGAGCAAUUAAAAGGCGCAGCAGGACCUGUUCUGGCGCAGCCCAGGGAAGGGGUGACGGUGUCUCCAGUGGGGGGGCCAGACCUGCUCUUCGCACACUGCUGUCCCGGGGCUUCUUCCCAGAGGUGCAACUUACAUUUUUAGGGGAACCCUUGAAUACAUCAUUGCUGAACAGUGCAGAAACGCACUCAAAUGGAUUAGGAUGCUGGCUUGUCCUCACUGACACUUAUUUUAUUCUGGUGGCACUCUCCAUUGGGGGAUGGGGUUGGAGUGGUUAGUACAUUUAUUACAUUUACGCAGAAACCAUCUUGACCCAAAAAGGCUAUUUCUGGGCCAGAUUUCCCUUACCCUGUGAGUAAUGGCGAGACGGGUAAGUGAACCUGACUCUUUUCUUCCUGAAGAUGUCAGCUUGACUGGAUCAUCCAUUCUAAUAACUGAGCCAAUCCAAAUGUAAUGAUAGAUGCUUUAAUUGAGCUUAAGUAGCUGAAGCUGCUGAGACACUACACUUCAAGCUUCUGAUGGCUUUAAAGGCCUCGAAUGCGCACAUGUAUAUAGGAUAUUUUUUAUAGCUUCCCCGAUGCAUAAGCUGAUGUUCCAGUAACAGCUGGACCCAGAGCUGCAGCUGGGCCCCAGGGGCUGCUGGCCUCUGGGCGCCGCUGCCUUUGCACUUGGAAAGAGCAGUAGCACCCGGGCAGAGUUGAAGCCUGGCCUCCUCCUUUCCUUGUCUUUUUGUGCUUUCCUCGGCACCCUAACUUUUUUCUUACUUUUCUUGUUUUGUGUGUAUUUCUUGUGGAUUGGUUUUGGGGGGGGAGGUUCCCCUUUUUUGUGAUUUUUUGCAACAAGUGCGCUUGCCCAGCUAACUUUUGAAUUGCACUUUUUAAUAAAUAUUUGUAACAAUUUUUAAAGAAGGAUAUUCUAUCUUGUUUAGGAGCAUGGUAGGUAAGGAAAUCUGCCUGUUAAUGAAAGCUAAAAGCAAAUUUAUAAAACUGAAAGGGUGGUUGGCAUCCAUGUUUACACUCAACUCAAAUUUUGAUAUAUAAAUAAGUUAUUUCUUUUUAAAUUAGGAAAAAAAGAGACUGUUACAAAGGGCUUCAAAGGUAGGAUAUCUGGUUAUUUAUGUUUUAAAAGUUUUAAGACUUAUUCAGAUAGUCUUCUAUAAACUUAGACCAGGGAUGGUCCUUAGGUUUGCAUUAAGAAGUCUUGUGUUAAAAAUAAGUGGGACCUUGUUUAAGCACCGUUCUGCUCACUCCUCAUUAUGAGAAGUAGCACCUCAGAGAAUGACAAGGUCCCCUGUUCAAAAGCCUUGCUAUUCUCCUGCUGUCACCAGACCCUGGUCAGUACAGUAAGGCCUGUGUAGAACACGCCUGGUCAUUUAAUGAGUAAGACACUCCCGUUAGUUUAGAGCCAAGCGUGGUGGCCCCGGGCAGCAUGUCGUUCCAUUCUUUUGCAUUGGCAUUUUGAUCUCGCUGUUGGAAGGUGAUUGCCGAACGGUGGCUGAGAUGUGUUGGGGUGAAGCUGAGUAGGGAACGUGGAGAGGGAGAAUCAACUUAAAUACAGGUUCCCCCUGCAGGGCACUCCCACCCCCACCUUAGACUGACCUAGAGCCAGCCUGACCCUGCUGUGCGGGCUGAGAGUCCCCGCAGAACAGCCUUCCUUGGAAGGGCCCCCACACAGACCCCUGCACUGGCAGUGAAGGGCAGAGUGUUCCCUUCACUCUGUCCCAGGGUCGGGAGGCGGGGGAAGGGAGCGAUAGGCACACCCUCACUGCUUGUGAGUGCCUCCUGCUGGCAGCCCGGGCUCUUUCCCUUCAGCCUCCACACGAAGGAGCUCAGAGAGCUCAUAAACAUCUAUGUUUGUGAGAAGAACAUUUACGUGAGCGGUCUGGAGGCCAGGUGGGAAUGGACCACCGAGAGUUGGCCCGAGGGUGAGUCCAGCUGGAAAACCAAAACACCUUCAGUUUCUAGUCCUCUAAUUUGUGUUCCUGUCUUUGUGAGGACUGUGAAAAAUCACAGUGCUACGUUUGCUUUGGACUGUGUGGCAAAUGGAAUUGCAGUGGUGUGUGUGUGUGUGUCUGUGUGUGUGUGUGUGUGUUACAUGAGGAUCUUGCACAACUUCAGAAUUCACACCAGAGCUGAAGGGGGGAAACUUGGUAACUUGCCCAUUAUUCUCUGCUCUUAGCCAGAGUUAAACAGACUGAUGGGUCUGGUAGCCAACAACUUGGCAACUUCCAUGCCUUCUCACCUCGUGAGAUUAAGGGCUGUGAAAAGAAAUCGAGUCUAACUCCAACAGAAAUCUGUCUCUGUUAAGUAUUUUACCUUCUGUAAGUAAAGGUGGUGGAGCCAAGAUUUUUCUUUUGGUAAUUUCCCUGGCUAUAAAGUGAGACCAGAGGGACAUCUAUUGCCUGUUACUUUUUUGAAGAAUUUGGAGCAUAUGAAGAUCAAGAAAUCAAAUGACGACCCUGAGUUGCAUUUCAGCUGUGUGGAUGGUGCACUGCUCAGCUCCACCUGGUACCACAAGGUGAAUUUGUAAGCAAAACAAGUGGCUGUCUGGAAACCACGCGCUAAAACAUGGCAUGUGCAGCCUGUAGUUCUCUUUUUCUCACCGGCAUUUCUUUCCCUCCCAAGUUUUCAAGAAUAUUUUUUUCCCAAAGGAAUGUUCUUUGCCUAGAGAGAAGGUGAACCAAAGGCCUCUCAGAUGUAUCUCCCCCUCCAUUGCCGUGGAGGGGGCACUAAAGAUGGGACCCGAUGAGAGGCCUUGCCAGGCACCUUGCUCCUCCUGGGCCUUCCUUCCCAGUCGGGCAAGUUGAAUCCCCGGAUAGCCUGGUAAGAGGAGGUGGUCUUUUAACGUCCAGUUGCCCUUCAGAAAAUAUGCUUCAAUGGUCUGAUUCUGGUGUGGCCACAUUGGUCAGCUGUUUGUAAACAUGGGCGCCACUGUCACCUGUUUUGUUGGCAAUGCUCACUGGGAACUGCCUCUGGUGUUGGGUCCAAAAAGCAAGAGUGUUAUAGGGAGUAGAGCUGCCCCUCAGCCCCAGGCAGCUCUGAGUGAGCCUUGUGCCUGGUGCUUGGUGACUCAGGCAGAGAAAUGCCAACAGAGCAGACCUGCCUUGUACCCUCUAGAGGGUCAACUCAGAGGGACCCGGGAUCACUGAGUGUGAUCUUGUUGCAGAUGAACAAUAACAGCUCACCCCAGUGUGCAUGGGGGUGCACUGCAUUCUGGACUUGGCCACCGGGCGCCCGCACAGCUUGUGGAACAAGUUACGGCACUUGAGGUGGACUUUGGUGACAGAGGUCAUUGGAUACUGACUUGUGCACAUCACUUCGCUGUAGACUAUGUGAUUUUUUUUCUCCUUUUGAAUACAGAAGCUCUGAAAGUUCCAGUGGCACCGAGGCUAGGUUGUAGUGACCUAGACAUAUUUGGGAGCUCUUUGUAUACUGCGGUCUCUUCACUAAUUCAGCUGUUGGGGAAGUGGUUGGAGAGGAAAAAACUUGUUUUCCCUCUGCCAUAAACUAACAUGUGGUGCUCUUUUCCUCUGGAUGUGACCUUUGUCCAGAGAUGCCCUCCCUGUGGCUGCGUAGAUGUUCACUGUGCUGAGACCGCGUUGUCCUGAACGCCUGCCUGUUGCUUGGGCUUCACGUGAACGUCUCCUGGCCCUGGUUUGCCGACUGUAGCCAGACCUUCCUGAGAACAGUGCAUGGUAUUAGAUUUUCUUUUAAGGUCACGAGCUGUCAGACUCCGAGACAUUGGUUAUUCGGGGGAUGUUAAAAUAAGGCCAGUCAGCUUCCUUGUUUGCUCUCAGGCCCUGCUCCUUGGCCUUGGUGGCAGCUGCAGCCCUGGGGUGGGAUCAAGCCCAGGGCUGUUCGCCCAGCUCCACAGAAUGUAGAUCCCGCUGAGAUGCCGUUUGUGAGUGGGAGGUGUGUCCCCGAGCUGAGGUCCAGCUUGGGAGAGGCCAAUGUCUCUAUCCCCAGCAAACAGUGCGUAUCUUGUCCUCUGGGAUGAGGGGAGGACAGCCAGGACCCCAGAGAAGCUUUUGGAACUGCUUUUAAGCUCCUGCGAUGACUUUGUAACUGGCCAAGAGUGGGCCCAGCUCUCCACGGACAGACUUGAGAGAGUACCCAGGGUGAGGGGGCCGAGAAGCCACUGAGGGGAGGACCAAGGGACCCCAGCUCUAAAUGAUGAAGGGUUCCAAGUUUGUAAGUGGAAAUGGGCUUUUCCUUGGCUUAUUUGUUAUUAGAAAUAAGUAUGAUUUAGAGAUAGGCAAAGCUCAGCAGAAAUCAAUCAUUAUAUAUUAUCCACGCAUAAAUAACCUUGCAGCAUUUUAAUUUUAAGUAACUGGAAGGUGCACACUAAGGGAAUGGGGUCAGGUUAGAACUGCAGACACCUGAGCAGCUUCCCUUGAGAUGGUGAGAAGGGGCCAGAGCCAGAGGCUGGAAGUUUACCCAGCCUUGACCACAGCUAGAUUUGUUUCCUUUAUAUGUGGCCCUCUGAGGUGGUAUGGGACCAGGGUGGCUACAGCAUCACCCAGGAACUUGUUAGAAUGCACAUUCCCAGACCCCUCUCUGACCUGCUGAAUCGGCAAGUCUGGAGGUCAGUACUGUCUUAACAAGCUGUCCAGAGGGUUCCAGUGCAUGCUUGAGUUUGAGAACCACUGCCACAGGAUCUCGGACUUCAGGCUACAGGAAAGCAUCCCUGCAAAAUAAAACAUCUACAGCUUUGAUUGUAAUCCUAAAAUUUAUGACACUGCAAACUUGAAAACUUGAAAAAAUAUACUUGGGUAAAACAAAACAAAAACUCAACUAGCCACCCUUAAGAGUGAUAUUUUUACACCCCGAAGUCUAUCGGUAAUAUUUCUUACUUCUCUUGAGAUCAUGUUACAACUGUAUGAAAAAUACUGUUCAGUAUUAAAGAGAAAUGGAGAGACCUUAAA
Messenger RNA from Ictidomys tridecemlineatus (thirteen-lined ground squirrel), 6488 nucleotides. RefSeq names its product syntaxin 6 (gene Stx6). The record is from RefSeq and is a predicted model, not a curated record. Gene Ontology annotation, biological process: intracellular protein transport; retrograde transport, endosome to Golgi; Golgi vesicle transport. Gene Ontology annotation, molecular function: SNARE binding; SNAP receptor activity. Gene Ontology annotation, cellular component: endomembrane system; SNARE complex; synaptic vesicle membrane. Lineage: Eukaryota; Metazoa; Chordata; Mammalia; Rodentia; Sciuridae.